Molecule: messenger RNA, 2962 nt
Organism: Ruditapes philippinarum (Manila clam)
Lineage: Eukaryota; Metazoa; Mollusca; Bivalvia; Venerida; Veneridae
Exons: 2
Coding region: 532-2202 (556 amino acids)
Source: RefSeq, a predicted model, not a curated record
CAUUUGUAUCAAAUACAAAAAAAUCUGCAUUUGUAUUAAAUACAAAAAAUCUGCAUUUGUAUUACUGUUAUGUAAAUCUGUCAUUUGUUAUACAUGUGUAUAAUUUAAAUAUUAAUAUUACUUGAUAAAUAGAUAAAACAUCUUUUUAUAGAUCAAAUCAAUGUGCCUAGCACCUUUUCACUUUUCCUUAUGUCUUCAAACUUCUCCUUGAUAGGAGCUGAGGAACAAGUCACUUCUCCCUAACAUUUUGGUACUGCUAGAGCUCUGAUAAGGCAUAAUCUAACUUGAUCCAGCAGGCUGCUCUUCUUUGGACAUUUUCAAUUUGAUCAAUUUGUAUUUUUGUGUGGGGAGACCAUGCUUUGUACCAUAUUCUAGCUGGGGUCUGACUAACGUUUGGUGUGCUAUCUUGGAUGGCAUUCAUGUUUAUUUUUGUAGCCAACAUUUACCAUUGAAGACAUGUCUUGUGGCAUUGAAAUGAUUAUUUUACUUUCAUUUCAGAUCAAGCUUUAUUAUUGACAUCUGGUAUUUAGAAUGCCUUUUGGCAAGAGAGGAAAACUUGAGCGAAGAAAGGGAUACCAUAAGAAAAGGGUUAGAAAAGCACAAGAAAAACCACAAGUUAAUGAAGAGCCAAAUGAUGAUUACUUUGAUAUUUUAAAAGUUCAAGUAGAGCCAAGUGUGGAUAACUUCGUUAUUUUAGAAGUUAAAGAAGAACCAAGUGAUGAUUACUUUGAUAUUUUAGAAGUUAAAGAAGAGCCAAGUGCUGAUUACUUUUAUAUUACAAAAGUUAAUGAAGAACCAAGUGAUGAUAACCUUGAUAGUUUAGAAGUUAAAGUAGAGCUAAGUGAUGAUAACUUUGAUGUUUCAGAAGUUAAAGAAGAGUCUAGUGAUGAUUUCUUCAGAAGUUGUUUUGAUUCAGGUUUUGGAAAUCUCAAUGGAGAUCCAUUUGAAUUCAUUUCUGAUAAACAAGUAGAUAAUGACAAUUUAAAGGCGGAUGAAUAUUUUUUGAUACUUGAUAAACCUUAUCAGUACUAUGAACAAGAUGACAUUGACGCUCUUAUUGCAACUGAAACAGCACGUGUUUUUGAUAAAUUGAAGGAGGAAGCAAAAUAUUCUAAAAACAAUACCAGUUUCAUAUGUAAUAGACAUAGCAAUUUUAUAAGAUUUGUCAGUCUCUAUGAUGAAGACAUUGUGAAACUGAAAGUAGUAUUUACUGUGUCUCAUGAUUUUACAAUUUCAAUUCAAGUACAUGAAAAGAAACUACCCUCAAGUCAUGAAAUUUGGACAGUUAUACCUUCAGUUUGUUACACUUUUAGAGUUCUUGAAAGAAUUCUGAAAAUUGUUGGAUCAUAUACGACAUGCAAUGGAAAUCCUGAUCCUAGUUUUCAGGAGUUUAUUCCUUAUGGUUCAUAUCUUGAUGCAAAUGAUGCACCAAAGAAACAAGGCUACAGAGACAACUAUACUGGAAAAUCUUCUAUAUACUCAACUUCUUGUCAUCUACUUACUAAAGGAACGCGGUGUAAAAACUGUAAUGUCUACAGAGGAACUUUAAGAUCUUUGCUAGGUAGAAAACAAAAGAAUGAUGGUGUUAAAACAACUGAAAUAGACUGGCUUCACUGCCGCACUGCAAACAGCAAGUUGACAGAGAAUCAAAAAAUUCUUAAGUUGCAACAGCUUAAGGAGUAUUCAUUGAGUUUAGAGAAGGAAUUAAAUGUACUUCGAAAAAAAGUAUCUAGUGAAAUUGACAACAAAGGGGUGGUUCCACCAGAGAAUGAAAAUAGGGACUUUUUUCAUGUUGUUAAAGGAUUUAGCACAAAUGAAAAUUUGAACGAAUGUGAGAAAGAUGAACAAAAAUAUAAGAUGCUAUUUUGGGAGGAACAGCUCAAGUAUAGCAAAUUGAAAGAUAAGCGUCAAAUGAGAUGGCAUCCCAUGCUUAUCAAAUGGUGUAUUAUGCUUAGAAGUAAGUCUGGAAGUUUGUAUGAUUUGUUAAGAAAGUCCAAAUUUAUAAGCUUGCCAAGUGAAAGACUAUUGUAUGACUAUACACACGUAGAAAAAAAUGCAACAGAAUUUCAGCCUGAAACUACAGAAGUGCUUGACAGUGAGAUCUGUGGAGAUACUGGUAAAGAAGAAAAUGCAAAACGAAAACAUAGUCUAGCACCUAUAGACGCUACUCCAUUACCAAAGCGCAAACGAAUUUCACUUUAAUGAAUGGCUGUUUACAAACGCUAAAUUGAAAUGGAAUUAUGCUAUGAUGUCAUUGAUGUGUUCUAAAACUGGUGUUAACAGUGAAUGAGUGCAGUUUGUGUUAUUCUUUUGACUUCCAUGUUUAUCUCUUCCACAGAAUUGCAUUCAUUAUUAUAUUAAUACAAAAAAAAAUCACAAAUGACAUGUUAAAACUAACAAUUUGAUGAAUGCUAUCUUUAUAUUUAAAAUGAUACAGAUUGAAAAUAAAUAUCCUAUUUCUUAAGCAUAUUUCAAAACGAUACCCUAUUUAUUGCCUGUUUUGUCUUUUUCAUUAUUUAAUAGCAUUAAGAACAUUUUACUGACUGACCCCAAAGGUAAUUUUGUCAUAAAAGUGCAUUGAUGUAUUUGUAUGGUCAAUAAUUCUGUAAUUUGUGGAUGUCCUAAAAAUGACUUGUCAGAGAUUUGUUUAACAUGAGGUCUGUGUGUCAUGCUCAAGAAUUAGAUUUUUAGCUCAAAAGGUCAUGAUCACACUAAAAAAUGAGCAUCAAAUGUUGUAAUAGAAAUUUUAUAUAAAAGUGCACUGAUGGUCAUGGCUGGUUAAUUAUUCUGUCAUUUCUGAAUGGAAUUUGAAUAAAAUAACAGAAAUGGUUUUGACAUGAUGAGAUGUGUCACAUGAUUUAUUAUUGUGCCUUGAAGAUAAAUGUACAUGUAUAUAUGACUUCAUAUGUUUGUAUGUACAAUGCAUGCUCAGUAACUUGUGAUAUUAAAAGUAUAGAAAGUU